AUGAUCCGACACGCAUUGACUUUGCUUCUGCUCUCGACGACCAUUACUGGUCAGGUCACCUCUCCCGACAGUCCUUACAACCCCGAGUCGCAGGAUGACGGCGAUGCAUUGGCAGAGAGGGCCGUCAACCCUGGGAUUAAGCCUCUCCCAAGUGUGAAGCCGGCCCCGGGCUCGAAGCCAGCCCCGAGUGUCGUGCCUCCCCGAAAUCAGACGUCAUCUCACGUUCCAUCGACGUUCUCCAAGUCGAUCCGUAUCACCACUUCCUCUCACUGGAGUAGCUAUGCUCCUUCCUCUUCCCGGAAACCGACAUGGAGCCCGCUUCCUUCUUCUACCCGGAAGCCCAGUCAACUUCCUUCCUCAACCUGGCAUAGCAGUGCCCUGAAGCCGUCGUCCACGCCGGCCCCGAUCCAUGUGAGCAACGGAGAGACGGUUGCCGCAGCUGUCGGCGCGGUGAUUAUCGGAGGAAUCCUGGGUGGCUUUGUCAUGGCGCCCUCCGGUGCGCUUCUGCCCAUCGCGGCGGGACAGACUGCCGUGUUGUCGGCAGCGGCCGGCUCCGGAGCCGCUGGGUCGAUGCCCGAAUUCGAACUGGAUCCCGUUGACGACAAGCCUGAUCUGCCCGAGUCCGUCCCGGAGGUCAAGCCCACUCAGCAGAAACCCACCGAGAAGCCCACCGAGAAGCCUGCGACGCCUACACAGGUCCCCACUCCCUCUCAGUCCUACGAUCCUUGGACUUCCUCCGCGGCACCGUGGUCCUCCUCGGCUCCCCCGUCAGAGUUCCCUUCUUCGACGAGCGCACCCUUCUCCUGGACCUCAUCAGAGCCUGCCUCCUCUCUUGUGACCACCUCAUCUGUGUGGAGCACUACCAUCCCCACUUCUACUUCAUCGGCUGCCCCGACCAGCACUGCUCUCAACUGGAUUGACCACGACAAGGUCGCCGCCUUGAAUGAGGCAACUUCUCUAGGACUGGAGGGUCAACUCCAACUCCGAUUCAACCCCGAGCUGUUCGUUUCUGGAGGCUGUGAUCCCUACCCGGCCGUUGACGCCUUCGGAAGUCUUGGAGCUGGUUUGAGACCUACCGGUGGCGGACGAAGCGGAUGCGGCAACGGCGGAACCGGGCAGGUCUACGUCCGCCGCGGAAGCAGUCAAGGCCGUACCGCCAUUAUGUACUCAUACUACUUCCCCAAGGUCCGCUGGGCCAAGGGCAACGACAACGGCCACACUCACUACUGGGCCAGCAUCGUCGUCUGGGUCAACCGCUGGGGCUGCGAGGGCGACACGGACGUAUCGGCCGUCUUCCCCGUUGGCGUGUCGUUCACCAGAGACCACACGGUAUGGGAUACUGCACAGACUGGCGACAUCUCCUACUUAGAGUCGACGCACCCCAAGAUGCAGAUUCACGACAACGCCAUGUCGCCUUUCACGGGCGCCGAUGGUGACAAAGUCUUUGAGCGCACUCUCGUGGCUUGGGAUGCCCUUCCUGACGCAGCUGAGCGCGCGCUGUCUCUUGUUGAGUAUGAGAAGACCCAGGUGCCGUUCAUUGACGCCAACUUCCAGACCUAUCUCGAUGCUGCGUAUAAGGAGAGCUUCUACGGCGCCUUGACUGAUCAGCAGGGCUGCGGCGGCACCAACUAG
Colletotrichum paranaense is the source of this 1632-nucleotide messenger RNA. RefSeq names its product NPP1 domain-containing protein. Bases 1 to 1632 code for a protein of 543 amino acids. Lineage: Eukaryota; Fungi; Ascomycota; Sordariomycetes; Glomerellales; Glomerellaceae. The transcript is spliced from 2 exons. The record is from RefSeq and is a predicted model, not a curated record.